UACUUUGGUACUCAAGGCGACUAUAACGCUCUAGUUAUGGAUUUGAUGGGUCCCUCUCUUGAAAGUCUCUUUGAGAUGUGCGACAAGUUGUUUUCCCUACAAACAGUUAGUAUUUUGGGCUUGCAAUUGGUAAAGUAUUGUAGACUAUAUUUAUUUGAUAUGGGCACCGACAAUACUGUCAUGGGGGUGGACGGUGAUGAGAACAAGGUUUACCUUAUUGAUUUUGGGCUAUCAAAAAGGUUUAUGGUUAGUGGAAAACAUUCAAGUUGCAGCAACAAUUUUUUACUGUUAUUUGUUAUCUAUUUUGUUUCUACCACUGACAAUCUCACUUAUGUUGAUAUAGAACAAUCGGUCCACAGUGACCUAGAGGCUUUAGGCUAUGUCUUGUUGUAUCUCACGACGAGAACGCUGCCAUAG
Zychaea mexicana is the source of this 417-nucleotide messenger RNA. RefSeq names its product kinase-like domain-containing protein. Lineage: Eukaryota; Fungi; Mucoromycota; Mucoromycetes; Mucorales; Lichtheimiaceae. Gene Ontology annotation, cellular component: cytoplasm; nucleus. Gene Ontology annotation, molecular function: protein serine/threonine kinase activity; ATP binding. Gene Ontology annotation, biological process: signal transduction; peptidyl-serine phosphorylation. The record is from RefSeq and is a predicted model, not a curated record. The annotation marks the transcript as partial. The transcript is spliced from 4 exons.